ACCAAAAUGUGUACAGCCCUACAUCUUAUGAGAAAUGGGUUUAUAAUCGCAAAAAUUUACGUAGUAUGUAUUUUGAAUCUAUAUUUAGUAUUUUUGAUGCUAAAACAAUUUUUUUUUAGUUUUUUUUUUUUUUACACAAUAAUUUGAGUGAUGAUGAAAAUGUCUUAAAAGUGAAAUUGAUUUUACCUUGUAGGCCUUUGAGAGAUCAUGGAAUGAAGCAUGCAAAUGGAAGGGCAAAGCGGUAAUUAAAAUCCCACGUGGGAAAUACUUGUUGAGAAAUCUAUUGUUUCAAGGCCCAUGCAUGGGCCCAAUAGAUUUCCACAAUGCAGGCUUUUUGAAGGCCCAUAAAGUUAAUAUUGGGCUGACCUAUUGGGUUGAAUUUAGAUAUGUAGAUAAAUUGGGUAUAACUGGUAGUGGGCAUUUUGAUGGGCAAGGCUCAGAUUCAUGGUUCAAGAUAAUGGAAGAUAACCCAUCGAUCAACAACCUUCCAACGGUAAAUUACUUAGGAAUUCGCGGAAAUAUUAUCGACUGUCUCAUUGUUGUGUUACAGUCAUUGAUGUUAACUUUCGUCAACAAUUCAAGGAUCAACAAUAUGAACUUCGUCGAUAGCAAAGGUAGCCACAUCAAACUAUUCGGGUGCAAAAAUGUUACGAUAACCCAAAUUCAUGUCUCAGCCCCACCUAAUAGCCCUAACACUGAUGGAAUCAACAUUGCCUUCUCAAGACAAAUCCAAGUAUCAGAUUCAAAGAUUUCUACUGGAGAUGAUUGCAUUUCACUCCUUCCUGGAGCUGAAGAUGUUAACAUCACAGGUACUCGAUGCGGGCCGGGCCACGGGAUUAGUAUCGGGAGCAUGGGUUUCGGGCCCAAUGAGCUUGCAGUGAAGGGAAUAAAUGUGAAAAAUUGCAACUUCACUGAUACCAUGAAUGGUGUUAGGAUUAAGACAUGGGCUACUAAGAAUGCUGGGAAAGUUGCUCAAGUUUCAUUUGAGAGUAUUUUUGUUAACAAUGCUAGUAAUCCCAUCAUUAUUGAUCAAAAUUAUUGUCCAUCACAUAAGUGUCCUAAGGUAAUUCCACAUCUCUUUAUUUUUAAUCGGAUUGUUCUGACUCUAUUAUUUGAGACGGGUUCUUACUUUAUUUCUUCAGGCGAAAGAAUAGGUAAUAUAUGGGAAUAUUUAGUAGAAUGUAUUCUAAUUCCUCAAAAAAAAAAAAAAUUAAAAAAAAAAGAAAGAAUGUAUUCUAAUUCACUUGUGUUUUCUUUAUUGAAGGGAGAUUCUCAUGUUCAAAUAAGCGAUGUGAAGUUUGUGAAUAUUAUGGGAGUUUCACAAACUUAUGUUGCAGUAAAUUUACAAUGCAGUAAAUAUAGACCAUGUGAAGUUGAGAUAGAGAAUAUAAAUUUGAGGUAUGGAAGUAACAAAGGACCAACUAUUUCAUCAUGUUACAAUGUCAAGGGCGUCGCUUCUGGAUUCCAAAAGCCACCAUCUUGCAUUUCUUAGCAUCUUUCGUAAUCUUAUGUACUCCGUAAUUUUUUAUGUGAUGAAACUAUACGAACUAUAUGUAUCGAUGUGAUCUAGGUGCUACAUCAUAAUACAAUAAGGUAUGAUAAUUAACUUAGUUUCGGAAGUAACUUUUGAGACUCAAAUUGGGCAACAAAUUUUUACAGCUUAACAAAAAAUGCACUCUUUUCAUUAACAUGGUGUUUCGGUUGAAAACAAUGGGACCUUGCCGAAGGUCCGUUGAAAUGG
Molecule: messenger RNA, 1741 nt
Organism: Chenopodium quinoa (quinoa)
Lineage: Eukaryota; Viridiplantae; Streptophyta; Magnoliopsida; Caryophyllales; Amaranthaceae
Product: polygalacturonase-like
Exons: 3
Coding region: 302-1492 (396 amino acids)
Biological process (GO): carbohydrate metabolic process
Molecular function (GO): polygalacturonase activity
Source: RefSeq, a predicted model, not a curated record